Seminavis robusta is the source of this 1230-nucleotide messenger RNA. The record is from the annotation of a GenBank genome assembly. NCBI's taxonomy places the organism in Eukaryota, Bacillariophyta, Bacillariophyceae, Naviculales, Naviculaceae.
AUGACAGCGUUCGAGGCAACCGAUCCAUUCAACAAUGGCACCAUGGCCACUGCAACUGAGCCAUCCACUCCAGCGCCCGUUCCAUAUGACCUAUACAGUGUGACUCAGUACCCUUGGUGGUGCUUGAACUAUUUCAUUAUCUUUUGGUUCCUUUCUAACCUGGUGCAAACAUUGCUUCUACGUGCUCCAAGCAAGAAAAUCCGUGACCAAUUUGAAAGCUUGGACCAAGAUAAGAGAAACAAUGCCAUCAUCUAUGUCAUGCAGCUUGUUGGUACCUCAAUUGCAUUUGUAGCCCAGCUCUAUGGAUCCACGGACAUCAUCUUCAAAUGGCAAGAAACCACUUCCCAAUCAAAGUUGAACAGCCUCCAGUUUGCUCUUACACUUGUGGCAAUCUUGUAUAUCUGGGAGCUCAUCUUCCGCAAGAAGAUUGGGCUGCCUCUUCUGGUUCAUCAUCUUGUCACCAUCCUCCUCAUCCAACUGACCGCAGCUUCCUUCUUCGACACACAUGAUAUCAAGUACAUUCGAUACUCUACCUUGAUGGGCUUCCAUGCAACCUUUGAGCAGCUGACCUUCCUUGCACUCUUCUUCUUCCGGCUCAACAUCUAUGAAAACUGGCAGGCCUUUUGGUUCUUCCUCUCAGCUGCUCAGUCUCUAUUGUUCAAGACAUUUGUCACUCUUGUGGGUGUUGUCUACUUCUGUUCCAUGAUCCAUACAGGCAGGCUCACCACAAGCACCAAGUGGGGAAUCUUUUGGACAAUCUUCACUCUCCCCCUUCUUGCCUUGCUGUUUUCAGCUCAAGUCUAUGCCUGCCUGAUCUUGUACAAACUUGGCAAGCGCUGUCAAGUCAUGGAUAAUUUUGAUAGCAUGGAGAAGUCUGUCACAAUGGAGGAUGAAGAUGCCAUGGAUGCUGAGUUACCCAUGACCAAAGCACUCUUCCGAGAGGAGAGCGAAAUGUUUUUGGGUGACUAUGAGACGAACCAACAGAGCUUGAGUCCAUCAUCAAACCACACGCGAUCAAGCAUCCUCCUAGACUCUUGGCAUGGGCCACGAUCCCGCAGACAACGAUCUAUCUGCGUUGGAUCAAUGGCUACAAGUCGUGAGCUUUGCCUCCCCAGUAACAGCUUUCAUCUCGAGCCAACCGCCGAAGAAGACUUGGAGGUAGAAUUGGGGCUAGAAUCAGAAGUCACUCAAACUGGGCUAGAAGAAGCAGAAGCCACUCUAACGGCAUAA